UCGGUUUGCUUUCUUGGCUACGUUUCUCAUCCUCUCUCUACCCAGCGUUCUUCACAGUUGUCUCAGGGUUUCAGCAGCUCAAUAUUUCUCGGCAAGUUUUUAUCUUUUUGUUCUGUUAAUUACAAGUGAAUUUAAUUUUUUUUAUUACAAGUUGUUGCCUUGAGUGUUGGGAAUUGUCUGAUUGAGGAAUUUUGAAGUGAUAGAAUAAAAGGGUGGCUUUGAUUUUGGUUUUGAGGUGAUUGCUGAGAAAUUUGUUGGUUUUGGAUAUGUUGGCAGCUCCUGUUUGGAUCCGUGGAUGUCUUGGUGUAUUGUUUUUGGGCUCUUGGGCCGCACAGAGAGGACGAGUAGGUGAAAUUUGACCGAGGGUUGAUUGUUUUUAGAGUGUUUUGGAUGAUAAUUUCAGAGUAGAUCGAUCUUUUGGGUUCUUGUCUGAUUUCCGUACUUGGGUCUGAUUGAAUUGGAAUCUUGUGGGUCUUUUAAAUUUGAUGAAUGGAUGCUAAAUUUGGAGGUAAGGCUCAUCAUUUAUAUGGUUCAGUGGUACCGGAAUUGAAGGCAGUUGGGAAAAGGAGUUUAGAAUGGGAUUUGAAUGACUGGAGAUGGGAUGGUGAUCUUUUUACAGCUACUCCAUUGAAUUCAGUGCCAUCAGAUUGUAGGAGUAGACAGUUUUUCCCUACUGAGCCUGAAGUUCAUGCCAAUGCUGGUUUGUCAAACAGUUCGUCUUCUUGUUCAGAUGAUAACAAUCCUAGGAAUGAGAAAGGGAAGAGGGAGUUGGAGAAGAGGCGGAGGGUUGUGGUUGUUGAAGAUGAGGAUGUAAAUGAUGAAGCUGGCUCUCUUAAUUUUAAGCUAGGUGGUAACAUUUACCCUAUCACAGAUGGAGAUGGAAAGAGUGGGAAGAAGACUAAGGUCACAGGGAUUGCUUCAAAUCGUGCAGUUUGUCAGGUGGAGGACUGCAGGGCUGAUCUUAGCAAUGCAAAGGAUUAUCACCGAAGGCAUAAGGUUUGUGAGAUGCAUUCAAAAGUGAGUGAAGCACUGGUGGGAAAUGUGAUGCAGCGGUUCUGCCAGCAAUGUAGCAGGUUUCAUGUUCUUCAAGAGUUUGAUGAAGGGAAGAGGAGUUGUCGCAGGCGUUUGGCAGGGCAUAACAAACGUAGGAGAAAAACACAUCCGGAUAAUGGAGCAAAUGGAGGCUCCCUGAAUGAUGAAAGGAGUAGUAGUUAUCUGUUGUUAAGUCUGUUGAGGAUUCUCUCCAACAUGCAUUCAAAUAACUCUGAUCAAACGAAGGAUCGAGAUCACGAUCUGCUUUCUCAUCUCUUGGGGAGUCUGGCUAGUCUUGCUGACCCAGCUAACGGGAGGAACUUAUCUGGAUUAAUUCAAGGCUCUCAAGGUACGAUGGUUGCAGGGACGUCACUUGGGAAUCUUGAAAAGGUGAAAGAUGUGGUUCCUAAUUGCACUGAACCCUCUAAGGCUUCUGGUUCAGCCUGUAAAAUAGAUGAAUGUGCUAAAAUCCCAGACCGUCUGAGGCCUAUGGGUCAAGGUGGGAAUGUACCUGAUCCUGAAGCAGCACAGAGAAUAAAACUCACUGAUAAUUCCCAAGAUGGAAGGCUACUAGCAACAUCCAGUUCACCAUCAACAAUACCCAUUCCAUCAGAAGGGAGCCUUCCAGCUAGAUCAAUUGAAGCAGGGGUUACAAUUGAAGGGAUCAGAAUGAAUAAUAUUGACUUGAAUAAUGCUUAUGACGAUUCACAAGACAAUGUAGAGAACUUACAGAUAUCUCAUAACCUAAAAAAUCUUGGAAAUGGGUCCUUAUACAGGUCUUCGUGGAUAAAUCCAGAGUCACACAAAUUGAGUCCACCACAGUUGAGUCAGAACUCCAAUUCAACUUCCAGCCAAUCACCAUCUAGUUCCAGUGGAGAAGUCCAGUGUCGGACGGAUCGAAUUGUUUUUAAGCUCUUUGGGAAAGACCCUAGUGAUUUCCCCAUUGCUUUGCGGAGACAGAUCGUUGAUUGGUUGUCCCAUAGUCCCACGGACAUUGAGAGCUACAUAAGGCCUGGCUGUAUUAUAUUGACAAUAUAUCUUCGCUUAGGCAACCCAUUGUGGGAAGAGCUAUGCUUUGAUCUGGGAUACAGUUUGAGAAGGCUAGUUGAUGGGUCCAACGAUUCUUUUUGGAGAACAGGAUGGGUGUAUGCUAGGGUGCAGAACUCAGUAGCCUUUAUCUAUAAUGGUCAAGUUGUUUUAGACACCCCCUUACCUCUAAAAAGCCAUAAAAAUUGCAGGAUCUCAAGCAUCAAACCAAUUGCAGUUCCAGUGUCAGAUACAACUAAAAUUGUAGUUAAAGGCUUUAACCUUAACCAGUCCACCACGAGGUUACUCUGCGCAAUAGAAGGAAAAUAUCCAAUGCAGGAAACUUGUUACGAUUUGAUUGAGGGUGUUGAUGUGGUCAAUGAGCAUGAUGAGCUCCAAUGCCUGAGCUUCCCUUGCUCGAUACCAAAUGUAUCUGGAAGAGGAUUCAUUGAGGUUGAAGAUGAUGGACUCAGCAGCAGCUUCUUUCCAUUUAUAGUUGCAGAGCAGGAAGUCUGUUUUGAGAUUUGCACCCUAGAGGGUGCAAUAGAGGCAGCUGAAGCUGCUGUUGACAUUCAGAAAAAACCUGAGAAUUUAGAAGCGAAGAAUCAGGCACUGGACUUUUUACACGAAAUGGGUUGGCUUCUUCAUAGAAGUCACUUAAAGAGCAGGCUGGGUCACUUGGAUCGCAGUUCAUAUCUCUUUCCUUUCAGGAGGUUCAAGUGGCUUAUGGAAUUCUCCAUGGACCAUGACUGGUGUUCUGUAGUAAAGAAACUACUGGGGAUUCUGUUUGAUGGAACAGUUGAUUUGGGGGAUCACACCUCUAUUGAGUUAGCAUUGUUGGAUUUGAGUCUCCUUCACAGAGCUGUCAGACAAAAUUGCAGGCCCAUGGUGGAACUACUUUUAAGAUACGUCCCUAGUAAUGUAUCAGGGCAGAAGAAAGUGGAAGGUGGCUGCAACAAGUUCAUAUUUAAACCCAAUAUUGCUGGGCCAGCUGGGUUGACUCCUCUUCAUAUCGCAGCUAGUACAGAAGGCUCUGAGAAUGUCCUAGAUGCCUUAACUGAUGAUCCUGGAUCGGUUGGAAUUGAAGCAUGGAAAAGUGCUCGUGACGGUACAGGUUUGACACCUAAUGAUUAUGCAAGCCUCCGGGGCCAUUACUCCUACAUACAUCUAGUCCAGGGGAAAAUAAACAAGAAAUCAGAACAUGGACAUGUGGUGGUGGAUAUUCCCAGAACCCUUUUAGAUAACAACUCAAAGUUGAAACUCCCAGGUAAGCCUAAAUCAGCAAGAGUAGUUAGUUUGCAAACAGAGAAAAUCGAAGAGAUGAGGGGAAUCCACCACAACUGCAAGGCAUGUGAACGAAAGCUUGCUUAUGGACACCAUGGAACAUCCCUUGUAUACAGACCAGCAAUGCUGUCGAUGGUGAUCAUUGCUGCUGUGUGUGUGUGCAUGGCCCUGCUCUUCAAGAGCCAACCUCAAGUCCUUUACGUAUUCCAGCCAUUCAGGUGGGAAGCUCUCAAAUAUGGGUUUAUGUAAGGUAAAUAGCAUAUCAUGGUUAUUAGUUCCAGGAAUUAUUUCCCAUCCGAACCAUUAUCUUACCUUUAUAAGAAUGUACAAGUGCUGCCGAUUUGUAUGGAGAUAAAUCCAAGUCGGAAAUAUUCAAUUUAUGUAUCUGUUCCACUUCCAGUAAUACCAUAUAUUAGAGGAAAUGUGCAAAUGUAUAAUUGCCAUUGCCAUUAGCAUGCAAAUGCUCUAGAACUAGUUCUAGACACCUUCAUAUUGUUACAAAACUCAAGAAGAAGAAGUCUAGAAUAUAUGUGGGAAUCGAUCAAAUUCAUUAAACGUUACUCGAGCCU
Messenger RNA from Rubroshorea leprosula, 3911 nucleotides. NCBI's taxonomy places the organism in Eukaryota, Viridiplantae, Streptophyta, Magnoliopsida, Malvales, Dipterocarpaceae. The record is from the annotation of a GenBank genome assembly.